Sinocyclocheilus rhinocerous is the source of this 2374-nucleotide messenger RNA. RefSeq names its product mitochondrial dynamics protein MID51-like. The coding region runs from base 61 to 900 and encodes 279 amino acids. Lineage: Eukaryota; Metazoa; Chordata; Actinopteri; Cypriniformes; Cyprinidae. Gene Ontology annotation, cellular component: mitochondrial outer membrane. Gene Ontology annotation, biological process: positive regulation of mitochondrial fission; mitochondrion organization. The record is from RefSeq and is a predicted model, not a curated record. The transcript has a single exon.
AUUAAGAAAAGCCUUCCAAUCUUAGCAGUUGGAUCUUUGAUCUUAGGUAUUGACCUGACAAUGGCCAUGUGCUUGGCCCUAAAAUUGUAUUUAAAUUUGUUCCAAAUGUGUUUCAUACAGUUGGAGUCCAGUCUGUGGACGCCUAUUGCUGGAGAGGACACAUUUUUGGGUCACCCUCAGUACUGCAUGGUGCGCCGUGAAAACCUUGAGUACUUCCCGAGGGGGCGGAGCUACUGGGAUCGACAUUUGCUGGGUGGAUACUUGUCGUCGCGGCUUGUUUCCGACCAACUAGGCAAGACAGUGAUGGAAUCAAUGAACUGGCCAUCGCUGACCGGAACCCUGGAGUGCGAGGUGCGACCGGUGCUUGGGUCUCCUGAGCUCAAACUGGAAAUUCAAGGGUUAACUCAAAGCAGUUAUGACAGUGGAGAACGCUUCUAUAUAACAGUGUUGCCAACAGUGCGCCUUGGCGAGAUGACGCUUACGGCGCAACGAGAGAUCACUGGGUCAUUCGACUACGUCUGGUACCAGAGCCUAUACACUAGCGAAACGGCUAGACUAGCGGAGCUUGACAAAGCAGACUCGGGGGUCAGAAGAAAGUGCCUGAAAACACUAAAGGCGGUGUGCUGCAACUGCCCUUCACUACGCAAGCUCAACGGCAGCCAUCUUGGCAACGUCAUUCUACAUAUGAGUGAAAAUGAAACAGAUUGGACGGAAUCAGCAUUUGCUGAUAGGUUCCUGCAGGCGAUCACUGAGCUAAUCGGAUAUUUGGAAACUGGAAUCUUGCCUAGUUACUUCAAACCUAAUGUGAAUCUGUUUCAGGGUUUUACUGAGGACGACAUUGAUGAGAUGGGCUUCAUGCUGUACUGUGCUGUAACUGAACCUGAGAUUCUACUGAUCUGAUUCACUCCCCCUCCUACUCCUUCUACGCACAGAAUAGUACUUUUAUCAAAACAACUCUCUAUGGCAACUGGCAUUAAUGCACCUUUAAACAAUGAAUGUAAAAUUACAUAUCAUUUCUAUAAGGUGUCUAUUCAUGGUCCCCUUAUGUGUAUUUCCACUUACCUACUCCUUGAAAGGGGAUUUUGAAGUGACAUUGGCUCCAUUUAACUAUGCAUCACUUACCUAGACAGACACUCUGCUUGGAUGUAGAUUUUAAAGAAGUGAGAGAACGCUUUCAUGGUUCAGACCAUUUGUCUGUGACUUAAGAUGGAUUUUCUUUUGUUGAUAACCUGUUCUGAGCUCUGCGUUGACCAUGUUUUACUAUUUAGCUUUUUGGAGCAAUGGCAGUAAUCACAGACAAUGCAAAGCUGUGUUGACUUUGAAGAAGCAAAUACUUAAUAGACAAUAAAGCUGUAAUGCAAUGCUUUUGUUGAGAAUAUUUUUAAAUACUUUUUUUUUUUUUUUUUUGGUCAGUUAUUCUUGCUUACAAUGUAGCAAAAUUACUGAGUGCGUUUGGGGAAAAAUGUGCGUUGAGGGUUGUCUAAACCUUUAUAAGUGUUGUUUUCCUACUUGCCCACAUUCUAGCCUUUUGUCAGUACUAGCAUAAAUGGCUAUGAAAAGACAGAAACAAUUAAACUAAAAGUUAUGUAAAAGCAGGUUUCCCUUUAUACAUCUUAUUAUAACUUGCAAACAAGUUUGGUUAAAAAAUAAAUAGCAGAAACAAAAAUAUUGGUAGGAUCAAACUUCAUGCCGAUCCUACACUGCUGAUAGGGUUACAUCCCAGCAAACACAGAACGUUAUGUUAGUUUUUGGUUCCCGUUUGAAUAUUUUAUUUUUUUUAUUUUUUUGAGAACCAAGAAAGGAAUGUUCUUUUUAGGUUUUAAUUUUUGCAACCAUAAAAUAAUGUUCCCAGAAGGUUGCAGGGUGGUUAUUAUUUAAUAACCUAAAAAUAACUUAUACAGAACGUUCUCCCUAAUGGUUAUUUUUAGGUUCUUAUUUUGCAACCAUAUAAUAACGUUCCCUGGACGUUGCAGGAUGGGUAUUUUUUAUGACCUAAAAAUAACUCAUACAGAACAUUCCCUAAUGGUUAUUUUUAGGUUAUUUUAAAACCCUGUAAACUAUCUUUCCAAUGAAAACAUUGCAGUUGUGUAAUGACCUAUGCAGAGCCCUGAAAUUAGUUUAAUACAGCAUUUACUACAGAAAUUAGAUAAAUCAAAUGUGUUUUAAAUUAUAAUAUUAAGCCAGUGUUAAGUAUAGAGUGAUAACAGAAAUCAUUCAUUUGUGGGUUUGUUUCAUCUUUAUUUACUGCACCUAACUGAAGAGAACAUGAUUUUUUGUUUUUGUUUAUGGAUCAAAAGAAGAAUGUCCCGCUGUACAAACUGUACACUUCAUUGGUAAGAAAUUAAUGUACUGAUAUCCUUCUUUAAGUCAAGUA